AUGUCAGCAGCAUUAGUGCAACUACUCCAAGAAUAUAAGGAGAUAUUUGCCUACACGGUAGAAGAGAUGCCCGGUAUAGACCCGGCGGUGGCCGUGCAUAAGUUGAAUGUGGACAGUACUGUGAAGCCAUGGAUAGUGCAUGUGGACGGCUCUGCCACUCAGAACGGGUCAGGAGCCGGCAUUAUCUGUGAGUCACCAGAAGGAGAUAUCUAUGAAUAUGCAAUGCGAUUUAACUUUCAGGCGUCAAACAACGAAGCUGAAUACGAAGCCCUGAUAUGUGGAAUUCAGAUGAGCAGAGCCGGAGGGGCAGCAGACGUCCUGGUUUUGUCUGACUCGCAAUUAAUUGUCAGUCAGGUCAAAGGAGAGUAUGAGGUUAAGGACGAGGCCAUGAUAAGAUAUUUGGAAAAAGUCCGCCAAGAAGCCCAACAGCUGUCUAACUUUGAAGUAAAACACAUCCCCGGUCUGAAAAUAACAAGGCAGACGCUUUAUCUAAACUGGCAAGCUCAGCAUCCUGCGACACGCCACGUCAUGUAUUCUGGGAGGUAA
This is a messenger RNA of Spinacia oleracea (spinach), 546 nucleotides long. RefSeq lists its product as uncharacterized. Gene Ontology annotation, molecular function: RNA-DNA hybrid ribonuclease activity; nucleic acid binding. The transcript has 2 exons. The record is from RefSeq and is a predicted model, not a curated record. The coding region runs from base 1 to 546 and encodes 181 amino acids. Lineage: Eukaryota; Viridiplantae; Streptophyta; Magnoliopsida; Caryophyllales; Amaranthaceae.